This is a messenger RNA of Clonostachys rhizophaga, 1311 nucleotides long. NCBI's taxonomy places the organism in Eukaryota, Fungi, Ascomycota, Sordariomycetes, Hypocreales, Bionectriaceae. The record is from the annotation of a GenBank genome assembly.
AUGUUCAACCACAUCGUGAAGAUCGCCUCCGGGGUGGGCCGGGCCGUCACUGACAAGCCGAGCGGUUCGCUCCCCGCCACGCCGUACAAGAAUUCGAUAGGCGACAGGCGAUUUCGAUUGUGCAGGAUUCAGAAAGACCCCUCAGAGAGAGGCGGGUUCUCCCUCGCUGUCCGCGAGUUCGACUUGGACUCGCCUCCAACGUAUUGCGCUGUGUCGUAUACGUGGGCAUCGGCCGACUUGGAUAAUCUGGGGACGGAUAGACCCGGCGCUGAAGAGCGCAUAAUUCCCAUUCUGGUCAAUCAGAUUCGCGUCAGAAUCACCCAAAACCUUUUCGAUUUCCUUCAGCAAUGCGUGCAGUCAAAGUGGUUUCACGCUAGUCAUAAACCAGAAAAGGGAGAGGUAGCCCACGAUACCAGUCUUUUCGUUGUCAAUUAUUUAUGGAUCGAUGCCGUCUCCAUCAACCAGGACAGCACGGAGGACAGGAUCCGGCAUAGGUCAAUCAUGGGAGAAAUCUAUUUGAAAUCUGCUCCAGUACCGAUAUGGCUAGGGAAAGAAGUCCCCAAUCCUUACGUCAGAUGGGUGCUGGAAGAGUUUAUACCAGCCUUCAACAAGGCAUUCCCACAGCCUGGCAGUCUCAAAGGCAAGGACCCAAUGUGCACUGAUCCAGUAUUCACUGAACUUCUGGGGCAGGCUGCCUGUCGUCGGUGGCGCGAUGCCUGGAUUCCUUUCAUGGAAUUUCUUGGGAAGAAGCGUUGGUUUCGACGAGGAUGGGCAGUCCAGGAGGUCAUUAUCCAAUCCCUCACGAAGAACGGCGAAUCUUUUCUUCUCUUUGGAUACUACUCCGCUUCUUGGCUACACUUGAGGAUCUUCCUGUCACUUCUCCACUUAGAUGACUGGAAUCCAGCCCUGGUCUCUGAGCUGCAUCUACACGGCUUUACUAGUAUAGCAAACCGCACACGUGAUCUUUUUGGGUCCGUGGCCAACAUCACCGCCGUGCGAAACAGCGUCCUCAGGUUCAGAAAGGCGGAGAGAGCAAGGAAGUCGUUUGAAAGACGGCCGAGUGUCAGCACCAAAGAUUCAGUUGAAUUAGAUCCUUACGACCAGACCGAGCAGCAAAGGGCCUAUACAGCUGCAUUCCGCGUUCUUCAGAUCAUGAUGAGUUUUAAAUUUUCCGACCACCGAGAUAAUGUUUACGUUUCAUUCGACAUUCUUAAUUUCCUGGCGGGCGACGGGCUACAACUUCAGCUCGAGACAGACUACAACAGCUCAGUAUCACAUGUCUUCUCUGGAGGUCCUCACCAGGGCCACUAA